Molecule: messenger RNA, 1454 nt
Organism: Marmota monax (woodchuck)
Lineage: Eukaryota; Metazoa; Chordata; Mammalia; Rodentia; Sciuridae
Gene: Zpbp2
Product: zona pellucida binding protein 2
Exons: 8
Coding region: 99-1112 (337 amino acids)
Biological process (GO): acrosome assembly; binding of sperm to zona pellucida
Cellular component (GO): acrosomal vesicle; zona pellucida receptor complex; extracellular region
Source: RefSeq, a predicted model, not a curated record
CGCUGCGUGGGGGAGCGAUGGGAAGGUACUGGGCAGGGGCUGAGGUAGGAAGGAGCCCACCUGUCGACGCCUCCCGCCACUUUAGCCCCUGAGCCGUGAUGCAAGCGUGGGCCCUUCUCUCUGCGGUGCUCUGGUACCUCACAGGAGUUGGAUGCCAGCGUUCAUCCUUACUCAAUAAGAAAGGCUUCGUUUUUGGCAAGAUAGGACACCCAGUGAAAAUAUAUGUAAAAUUACAUCAAAAUAGCCCAGUCCUUAUCUGUAUGGAUUUGAAUCGUGCUAAUACAGAAACAGUGGAUCCCACCUACUUAUGGAUUGGGCCAAAGGAAAAGACAUUAACAGACAAUAGUCGAAUAAGUAUAACAGAAACGGGAAAGCUAAUGGUGAGAGAUUUUCUGGAGCCUUUGUCUGGACUUUAUUCAUGUACUCUUUCUUAUAAGACUGUCAAAGCAGAAAUCCAAGAAGAAACUACAAUAAAGAGGAGAUAUGAAUUUAUGAUCUUUGCCUAUCGGGAACCUGAUUAUUCAUAUCAGAUGGCUGUACGUUUUACUACAAAGUCCUGUGUAGGAAGAUAUAAUGACCUGCUCUUUAGAGUGCUGAGGAAAAUCUUGGAUAAUUUGAUCUCUGAUUUGUUGUGCCAUGUUGUAGAACCAUCAUAUAAAUGCCAUUUUGUUAAAAUUCCAGAACAUAGCCUUUUACAUGAGCUGUUCAUAGCUUUUCGAGUUGAUCCUUUUGCUCCAGGGUGGGAAAGUGCAUGCAAUGAUAGUGUUGACUGUGAAGAUAUCACUAAUCGUAAUAUCCUCAAGGCAAGAGACAGAAUAGAAGAAUUUUUUCGGAGCCAAGCGUAUACGUUCUAUCAUCGCCUUAAUAACACUGUACCAGCUAUGCAUUUUGUGGACCACAGUUUUCAAGUAGUACGUAUGGAUAGCUGUCGACCAGGCUUUGGAAAAGAUGAAGGUCUACACAGCAAUUGUGCUAGUUGUUGUGUGGUUUGUAGCCCUGGGACUUUCAGUCCUGAUGUUGAUGUUUCUUGUCAGAUAUGUGCUUCUACCCAGGUAUAUGGAGCUAAGUCUUGCCCAGAAACUUCAAACAAAAACCAGCCAGGCGAUGACUAGAGGUGGAAGCUUUGUUACUUGCUUGCAGAAGUAGGGGACAUAAGAUGAUUUGUUCACAUCACAGAGCAUCAUAGAUAGCUCUAUGAAAUAAGAUCAGUAAGACCAAAACAUUGGAUAACAUACAUUGUAGAAACAAAAAAAAUAAUAAUUGGCAUGGCAUUUCUAAGAAAUCAUUUAAUCCAGUAUCUCCAGUGUACAAAGGACAGUUCAAGUAUUAGUGGAUGAUUUUUAAUGAAAUACGUUUUGUUGUUUACAAACAAUCUGUUGCUCUGUACCUAAGAAUAUAUUGAGGUCAAGAAGAGUAGCAAAGUAUAACAUAAUAAAAUUUUUAUAUUGUCUUUA